Messenger RNA from Acipenser ruthenus (sterlet), 4621 nucleotides. RefSeq names its product patatin-like phospholipase domain-containing protein 4. The transcript is spliced from 8 exons. Gene Ontology annotation, biological process: triglyceride catabolic process; lipid homeostasis. Lineage: Eukaryota; Metazoa; Chordata; Actinopteri; Acipenseriformes; Acipenseridae. The record is from RefSeq and is a predicted model, not a curated record. Gene Ontology annotation, cellular component: cytoplasm; lipid droplet; membrane. Gene Ontology annotation, molecular function: retinyl-palmitate esterase activity; triacylglycerol lipase activity. The coding region runs from base 194 to 955 and encodes 253 amino acids.
CGGAAAAGGUUGUUGGAAGCCUCUGAAGUUUUAGAUAGUGACAAAAUAAAAUAAGAUGAUGCUUUAGUUUGGAUGAAGUGCAGCUGUACCACUUCAUAUGGUUUAAAUUCUUGUCUUAUUAAGUCUUGUUUUUGCAACUGCAGGGCUUUGUGAGUUGGAAAGUUACCAGGGAUGCUUAUGCUUUAAAGGUAGCAUGACCCUCUUGAACCUGUCAUUUUCUGCAUGUGGAUUUUUGGGAAUCUACCAUUUGGGGGCUGCUGCUGCUCUUCAUCUGCAUGGAGAGAAACUUCUGGGAACACUGAAUGCCUGUGCUGGGGCAUCAGCAGGUGCACUUGUGGCAACAAUGCUUGUAACUGUGCCUGAAAAAAUAGAGGACUGCAAAGAAUUUACCUACCGAUUUGCUGAUGAAGUCCGAAAACAGAAACUUGGAGCAAUGACGCCAGGUUAUGACUUCAUGCACACACUGAAGGAAGGGAUAGAGCACAUUCUGCCUCCAAAUGCUCAUGAGAUUGCUGGGAAUCGUCUCUCUGUAUCAAUCACACACUCCAAGACCGGAGAAAAUUGCAUGGUCUCAAGUUUUUCAUCCAGGGAAGACCUCAUUAAGGUCCUAUUAGCUAGCAGUUAUGUACCGCUGUAUGCUGGGAUUAAAGCAGUGGAAUACCAAGGAGACAAAUGGAUGGACGGGGGUCUUUCAAACAGUCUUCCUGUCCUUCCAGUGGGCCGCACAGUGACUGUUUCACCUUUCAGUGGCCGCCACGACAUCUGUCCAAAAGACUCUGGUUUGAUGACUGUUUAUAUGAAAUUUGCAAAACAGGAUAUAAGGCUGUCCAAGGAUAACAUUAUAAGACUCAGUCAAGCCUUAUUCCCGCCCAUGAAGGAGAAGAUGGAAGUCUUGUUUCAGAAUGGCUACGAUGAUGCAGUGCAAUGUCUAAGAAAGGAAAACUGGUUUCAGUAGCUGCAAUUCAUUAUCUUGUGCCUCAAAUGCUGAUGUUAGCCAUCAGGAAAAUAUUUGUUGGGGGGAGGGGGGGUUAUAUUAUGCUUAACACACGAAUCAUAGUAAGGUGCCAUUGACACUAUGUAUAGCUAUGGCCAAAAGUUUUGCUUCACCCAAUAUAACUAACUAAUUUUGCUUCAUAAAGUCGAAUGAAACCUGCUGAAUAAUGUUAUGUUAACAUAUUUAAUUAAAUACCGCUUUGUAGUUUUCCAUAUACUUAAUGAAAAACUGACAAAAAAAUUUAAAUGUGACAUUUCUAAAUCCAACAUGAAAUACUGCACUACUAUUAUGGCUUCCGGUAGACUUUUGCAAUAUCAUUUUGAAGUUUCUUUGAUUGCAUGAUGUUAAAUAAAAGGUCUAAAUUAUCUUCAUAUAGUUUUUUUUUCAAAUGAUGUCUCAAUCCUAAAAGUCUAGGUGAUGCAAAACAUUUGGCCAUUGCUGUAUUUGAAUUUAUUUAAAAGUCUUAUGUUUUACAAUAUUUCAGUUGAACUGAUUAACUAACACUAAUAAAUCCAUUAUCGCAGUGUAAAGGGCUCAUCACAAUUUGUUCCGAUUCUGCUGUUUGGACUUGUUUGUACAGUAUGAUAAUAAAAUCUGUUUGAAGUACUGCCAAUGCAGUGGGGGAGUGUGUCCAUCUAUAGAGGCACAAAUCAACAACUCAGUUUUUGGUGCAAUAUUUCAUUGCCUACCUCCAGUUUGCAAUAUGACUGAAAUGUAUGUGGAUCAAUCCAGAAUAGAUUAAAAUACAGUAAAUGAAAUUGAAGUUGUACAGCGCAAGUGCAUAUGAGUUGCACAGUACAGUACUGUGUAUAAUACAAGUUGAUUUUCAUCCUGCUCAAGGUCAGAGCCACUAGAAAGUACACUCUAGACAAAGCCACUCAUGGGCGGCUGCUCUAUGCAGUAUUCUAUAUAUAGCAAUGACAAGAGCUAUAUUACCCAACUGUACAAAUAUGUGUACAGAAAAGAUGUAACCGUUUCAUUCACAUUACUUAUUAAAAAAUAUAAACCAAAUGAUCCAACCUUUUUUUUUCGUAUUUUUAAACAAAAACAAUCAGUAAUAAUUCUUAUUUAACAUAAGCCUUAAAAGCCUCAUCAAGAUAUCCUUUCGUUAGGUCUGGUUGAAGACAUGAUUACAGUUUGCUUGGUAAUUUACAGUCCCAGUACAUGCAAAAUUAGUAACACUUUACAAAAAAAUAUAUACAUAUGUAAUAUGUUGUCAAUUCUGCCACCAUCAAAGUGCUGCAGUUAUGAAGCCAAGACAUUUAACAGUUGGUUAAGUUGGGAGAUCAUUACAUAAUGUACAUUUAUGAAUCAUUGCAGUACAUAUUUAAAAAAAAAAAAAAAAAAGUUUACCCUAAUCACGCUGCAUGUUUUCUAGGAGGCAGCUGACUCCCUUUUUGUGAGGACUUUACAAGUGUCAUGUCUUCAUACACUGCGUUCUUCUCAUCAGCGGCGUUACACAUUCUUUUCAUUUUGUUUCUCACUGUGUCCCAACAAUGUUUUGCCUGUGAAUGAAUUGCAGGAGAAACCAAAAGGUUGUAUUAGUGUUUUCUGCCUGACAGUUUACAGUAACAUGAUUAUUGUGAUUAGAUAUUUUAAUUACUUACACAGAUCAUUAUUAACACAGCUACGACUACACCCCCGCAUGCAAUUAGAGAUAUGAAAAAGUAUUUCAACCAAGGACAUUUCUUCGUUUGACAUUCUUCUGGAUCUGCAACAAAUUGGAUAUUUCGGACAUAUUGUUAAACAAGUGCAGCACAGGUGCAGUGAAUACAUACAGCAGGUUUUGUGUGCGUUUUUCUUUACAUAUACAGGUAUUACAAUCAUUUGAAUCAUAAUUUAGCUGUAUUUGUCAUGCAAUCUAGUGUACAUUGGUUACACCAUGGUUUUACAAAAUGCAUACUGUGGUGUCUUUUGGAAAAUACUAUCCAAUAUCUAUUUGGUACUUUCAAUUAAAUGUAGUAUAUUGGGAAACAUUCACAUUAAUGAUAUGCGUUAUAUUCUUUGCAUAAAAUUACAGUAAUAAAUAUGGAAAAUAGUAUUUAUUCACUAAGGCAGUGCAUUUUCUAGUUUAAUUCGAAAUUAUUUACAGAAUGCAUUAUAUAACGUUUAAAUAAUACAUAGUUGGAAAAUGUAUAUACUGUUACUAAUAUUUGUUGAAAGACAUUUGUAAAAUAAUCACUGACAACUGACUGGAAUUGUAUCAGUAUAUGUAUCAAUACAAUUGCAAUCUGACAUCUUAAGUUUCCAUGUGUUGGUUACAUGGGUACAGUAGGCUACAGUAAAGAUAUUAAAUGUUUAUAUUAAAGUAAAGAAAAAUGACAUGGUCCAUUGACACUGCUUACCAUACACAAUCAGCCUGGUUCCGUUUCCUCGGCUGGUUAUUGGAGGGGGAACAAUAAGUAGCGCUUCACAGGAGUAUAUAUCAGUAUCAUUGAGCUGGAGGUCUUGUAUGACUAAAAUAGUAUACCACUUGGAGUGGUUGCCAGAAACAUAUAUAUGCAAAUGGUCCGUAGUUGAAAUCUUCUCAUUUUUUGAGAAAUGAUUAAUUGCUCUAUUAUGGCUCCUAAACCAGGAUACAUCUGUUUGGAAUGGCACUUUCCCUUGGUAAUUAAAUUCACAUGUUAUAGCCACACUUGCACCAUGCAAGCUUCUGAUCUCCUGAGGAUAUUGUUUGACAGUUAUGUUUGAUCCACCAGUCACUGAAAAUAAGAUAGGGGAUUAAAUAGGGAAAACAAUAUUUAAUCAUUGAAUAUAUUGCUGUCUUAGUUAUCCUAUUCUCAAAUCUGUUUCAGCAUUACCUAUUUGUAUGUUUUUUUAGAUUGUCCCUAAUUACUACUCCAGCCAUACACCAAUCAGUUGCUGCAUGUGGUUCUUUUGCAUCACUUCUAGUAAGACUAGUCCUAGUAAAUAACACAUUUUCCUGUAAACUGCUUGAUUUUUCAUCCACUCAGCUUUAAAGUAAUACAUCUACAUAACACUUUUUACCAAAAGACACAUAUUACACUGUUCAGAAAUAUUUGUGAACUAAAAUUACUUGUACACAAAAGUCCUUUACUAGAAACUUACAAGAAAGUCAGUGUCUAGUAUUAGUAUUUGCUAAGGUUAAAAAAAGGAAUAAACGGAAAAAAUAUUUUGCUUACCGAUUUGUGAAUUUAUAAUACAUCCUGAAAUAAACAUGAGUGUCGCACUAGUAAACAUACUUGAUUUUUAUGAUGAACUGAAAUCUGUGAACUUACUUUAUAAGCAGCUUUACUUUAUAAAACAGACAAGAUGUGAAAAACAAUUUGUUUACCAAGACUUGUAUGCGGUUGGCUGAUUAACCCAUUUCCUUCCUGACUGCUAAACACUGAAUUGUACUUUAAUGUGGAUUUGUUGGAUGUACUGUUAGCGCUGUUCAAUAUUUUUUUUUGAGUUGUCUGGUAAAGGAGUGGCUAAAUGGAAAGCACAUAACUGACAAUGCACGUUUCAAGUAUCAGAUCACUGUCAUUUGCAGUCACAUCGUGAACUCCUAUUAUAACCACAGACAGUCAGAAAUCUUAAAUGCAUUUUUCUCGGUUUCAAAAAGUGGUCUAUAUCAAGUACAGUACUUGCACAAAUGGCUUUAGUUGAUGUUUUUAGCACUUU